Molecule: messenger RNA, 1815 nt
Organism: Penicillium nucicola
Lineage: Eukaryota; Fungi; Ascomycota; Eurotiomycetes; Eurotiales; Aspergillaceae
Gene: has1
Product: ATP-dependent RNA helicase HAS1
Exons: 2
Coding region: 1-1815 (604 amino acids)
Biological process (GO): maturation of LSU-rRNA from tricistronic rRNA transcript (SSU-rRNA, 5.8S rRNA, LSU-rRNA)
Cellular component (GO): nucleolus
Molecular function (GO): ATP binding; RNA helicase activity; nucleic acid binding
Source: RefSeq, a predicted model, not a curated record
AUGCCAGGCCCCGUGGACACCGCAAAGUCCAUCAACAAGCGGAAGAGAAAGCACGGCUCCCGCGCAGAGAAAGAAGAUGCCGUCAAGCCCGUCGAAGCCAAGUCCCCUUCAGUGACCCCGAAAAAGAGCAAGAGUGCUGCCUCAACCAAGUCUCCCGCUGAAAAGUCGACCAAGAAGCGCAAGGUCAGCCCUUCGCCCAGCGCCGAGGAAAGCGCCUCUGAGGAGGAGGUCGAGGAUGUCGAGGUGGAUGCACAGGAAGACAGCGAUGCUGAAGAAUCAGAGGAAGCCGAGGUCAAGGAUGCUGGCGCAGAUCUCCCAACCAUGGACGAUGUCCGUUUGCCACAGACUGAGGGUGAGCUCCAGAAAUUCACUGAGCUCAACCUCUCCGACAAGACUAUGCAGGCGAUCAAGGAAAUGGGCUUCGAGACCAUGACCGAAAUUCAACAGCGUACCAUCCCUGCUCUGCUUGCUGGACGGGAUGUGCUUGGUGCUGCGAAGACUGGUUCCGGAAAAACCCUGUCCUUCUUGAUCCCCGCUAUCGAGAUGCUGAGCGCUCUGCGCUUCAAGCCCAGAAACGGUACCGGUGUUCUCGUCGUGUCCCCUACUCGUGAGCUCGCGUUGCAAAUCUUCGGUGUAGCACGCGAGUUGAUGCAAUUCCACUCGCAAACAUAUGGUAUUGUCAUUGGAGGAGCCAACCGCCGCGCCGAGGCGGACAAGUUGAUGAAGGGUGUCAACCUGCUCAUUGCGACCCCCGGUCGUCUUUUGGAUCACCUGCAGAACACGCAAGGAUUCAUCUUCAAAAACCUGAAGACCCUAAUCAUUGACGAGGCUGACCGUAUUCUGGAAGUCGGAUUCGAGGAUGAAAUGCGUCAAAUCGUCAAGAUCCUGCCCAAGGAAGAGCGUCAGACCAUGCUCUUCUCCGCCACACAAACCACCAAGGUUGAGGACCUGGCCCGUAUAUCGCUGCGCCCUGGACCUCUGUACAUUAAUGUUGAUCAUCGGAAAGAGCACAGUACCGUCGCCGGUCUCGAGCAGGGCUACGUUCUCUGUGAAGCCGACAAGCGUUUCCUACUUCUCUUCUCGUUCCUCAAGCGCAACCUCAAGAAGAAGAUUAUUGUCUUCUUCUCCAGCUGCAACUGUGUCAAGUACCACGCUGAGCUGCUGAACUACAUCGAUCUCCCCGUUCUCGAGCUUCACGGAAAGCAGAAGCAGCAGAAGCGCACCAACACCUUCUUCGAGUUCUGCAAUGCCAAGCAGGGCACCCUGAUCUGUACCGACGUUGCUGCUCGUGGCUUGGAUAUCCCCGCCGUCGACUGGAUUAUCCAGUUCGAUCCCCCCGAUGAUCCCCGUGACUACAUUCACCGUGUCGGACGUACCGCCCGUGGUGCCGAUGGCAAGGGUCGCAGUCUGAUGUUCCUCCAGCCUUCCGAGGUCGGCUUCUUGAAGCACUUGAAGGAGGCCCGCGUGCCUGUCGUCGAAUUCGAGUUCCCAGCCUCCAAGAUUGUCAAUGUGCAGUCCCAGCUCGAGAAGCUCAUCGGCCAAAACUACUACCUCAACAAGUCCGCCAAGGAUGGUUACCGGUCCUACCUCCAGGCCUAUGCCUCCCACUCCCUUCGUUCCGUCUUCGACGUGAACAAGCUGGACCUCGUCAAGGUCGCCAAGGGCUUCGGUUUCUCUGCGCCUCCCCGUAUCGAUAUCCAGCUGGGCGCCAGCCUGAGCCGGGAUAAGAAGCAGGAGCAGCAGGGCCGUCGCACCUACGGCAGCCAGCCUAAGAACGGUGCCGGUCUGAAGUUCAAGCGCAAGCACGAUGAUUAA